AUGCUUCGUCUCAUCCUGCGGCUCCGGCCGACCGCCGGGCUCCCCGGUCCCCGUGUCCUCCCCGGUCCCCGUGUCCUCCCCACCGGGCCUGCUGCGCUCGCCUCCCGCUCCGUGCCCGGAACCGGCUGUCUGAGGCGGCUGCACUGCGGAGCGGGGUCCCGGGCAGUGCGUUUGAGCUCCGGCCUCAGCCACAGAGGGACCGUGCUGCGGUGUCCCCCGCUCACAGGCAGCUGUCAGAGCCCCCGUUUCUACAGCCUGCCGCCGCACCAGAAGGUGGAGCUUCCCGCACUGUCGCCCACCAUGCAGACAGGAACGAUCGCUCGCUGGGAGAAGAAGGAGGGAGAAAAAAUCAGCGAGGGUGACCUUAUAGCUGAGGUGGAGACGGACAAAGCGACUGUCGGUUUUGAGAUGCUGGAGGAGUGCUAUAUGGCAAAGAUCCUGGUUCCUGAAGGCACCAGAGAUGUCACCAUCGGAGCAGUAAUCUGCAUCACAGUUGACAGCCCCGAUCUCAUCCCAGCCUUUAAGGACGUAACGUUGGAAUCACUUAAAGCAGCCGGUCCCUCACCUGUUGCCUCCGCUCCUCCUCCUCCUCCUCCUGCUGCCGCUGCUCCUCCUGCUGCCCCGGGCAGCUCUUACCCCACACAUUUGAAGAUCACACUUCCUGCCCUCUCUCCCACCAUGACGAUGGGAACAGUGCAGCGCUGGGAGAAGAAGGUCGGAGAGAAGCUGAGUGAAGGAGAUCUGCUGGCCGAGAUCGAGACUGACAAGGCGACCAUUGGCUUUGAGGUGCAGGAAGAAGGAUAUUUGGCCAAAAUCAUGGUGGCAGAAGGGACUCGGGAUGUGCCCCUGGGGACACCGCUCUGCAUCAUUGUGGAGAAAGAAAGUGACAUUGCUGCCUUCAAGGAUUAUGUAGAGACUGGAGUGGCAGAUGUUUCCACACCACCUCCAGCUCCAGCACCAACUGCAGCUCCGGUUGCUGCAGCACCCAGUUCUGCUCCUGCAGCCGCUGCGCCUGCUGCAUCCAGGAAGGGCCGUGUGUUUGCCAGCCCACUCGCCAAGAAACUCGCAGCUGAUAAAGGAAUUGACCUGGCACAGGUCAGCGGCUCCGGUCCUGAUGGACGCAUCACCAGGAAAGAUAUAGACAGCUUUGUUCCACCAAAGGCUGCACCUGCCGUAGCUGCUGCUCCCACACCAGCCGCAGCUCCAGCUGCUCCUGCACCUGCUGCAGUUCCUGCUGCACCAGCUGGGACCUUCACAGACAUCCCUAUCAGCAACAUCCGCAAGGUGAUCGCUCAGAGGUUGAUGCAGUCCAAGCAAACCAUCCCCCACUAUUAUCUGUCUGUAGAUGUCAACAUGGACCAAGUGCUUGAGCUUCGGACAGAACUUAAUGCUGAAGUGAAAGCCCAGAAUAUCAAGCUCAGUGUGAAUGACUUCAUCAUCAAAGCCAGCGCUCUGGCUUGCCUCAAGGUUCCUGAGUGCAACUCCUCUUGGAUGGACACAGUCAUUCGCCAGAAUCACGUGGUGGACCUGAGUGUAGCAGUGAGCACAGCCAGUGGCCUCAUCACGCCCAUAGUGUUUAACGCCCACACCAAAGGACUGGCAGCCAUCAGCUCUGAUGUGUCGGCUCUUGCUGCCAAAGCGAGAGAGGGCAAACUGCAGCCACAUGAGUUCCAGGGAGGUACAUUCACAAUCUCUAAUUUGGGAAUGUUUGGCGUCAAGAACUUCUCAGCAAUUAUCAACCCUCCUCAGGCCUGUAUCCUCGCCGUCGGUGGCUCAGAGAAACGGCUGAUGCCAGCUGAUAAUGAGAAAGGGUUUGACGUAGCCAGCAUGAUGUCGGUGACACUGAGCUGCGACCACCGGGUGGUGGACGGUGCGGUCGGCGCGCAGUGGCUCGCAGAGUUCCGCAAGUUCCUGGAGAAACCCGUCACCAUGCUGUUGUGAUUGGACUGUACUGCCGUUAAACUGCAGCAACAGGCCGAGGCCUCUCACUGAAGUGAUCUGAUUGGUCUAAAACCAGUCUGAAACCUCCUGUGAUUGGCCGGCCUGCCACCAGGUCACUCCCAGUUACCCAGAAGGGGAAGAGGCAGAACUCACUCCGCUUACCUGUCUGUCUCGCUGUCUCUCCUGUCUAUCUUUCUCUCCUCUUGCUCUCUCUCUCUCUCUCACUCAUGCGAGCAUAUUUAUCCCGAAACUUAUGUGUGUGUGUGUGUUUCUACCCACUUUCAUCUGUGAUGUUUUUGCCAAUGUGAUGAAGACAACAGGAAGUACAGCUAUCUGUGGGUCUUUUGAGUAAAGGGUUGUGAUU
This is a messenger RNA of Morone saxatilis (striped sea-bass), 2305 nucleotides long. It is a transcript of the gene dlat, whose product is annotated as dihydrolipoamide S-acetyltransferase (E2 component of pyruvate dehydrogenase complex). Lineage: Eukaryota; Metazoa; Chordata; Actinopteri; Moronidae. The record is from RefSeq and is a predicted model, not a curated record. Gene Ontology annotation, cellular component: pyruvate dehydrogenase complex. Gene Ontology annotation, biological process: pyruvate decarboxylation to acetyl-CoA. Gene Ontology annotation, molecular function: dihydrolipoyllysine-residue acetyltransferase activity.